AUGUUUGGAAGACGUUAUGGAAUACCAAGUUCCCUCCGCAUUUCCACAGAUAGCCGGAAUGAGGUACAAUGCACCGGAUCACCACAUUCUUGUGAGUGUUCUAACAGGAAGAAUAUUAUGGAGUACCUUCAGAACGAUCCAACACUUCCUUAUCGAGAUUCCAUUAUGAAUGGCAGCAGAAAAGAAACAGCACUUACACCGCAAAGCGUAUUCUCAUCUGAUUGUGGAUACAUAUCUCCCAGUCUCAAAAACUUUCCUGAGAGCGCAAACGCUAUAUUUCUGACAGAACUCUCCGGGGAGAAUAAUUUUCAUGAACUUCCAGAUAGCAGCCUGUUGUCAGAACUUCCAGAAGGCAGUCUGAAUUAUGGUCAGUCAACCUCGGUCGCAGUUCAUAGCUUUUCAAACAAUCAAAAGCGAAUAUCAUCCACUUUACAAGCCAUAGUAUCUCCAAGUUCCGCAUCCAAAGGUCAUUUCGCAUCUCUUGACACACCUAAAGCUGGUUCAACAUUUGUUACAGAGUUUACAUGCGUUGAUGGUGAUCAAAUUGGCUCUAGAACCCCAUGGUACAUUGAAACUCAAGAGUCAAUUCCUAGUGCUGGCCAUUGCCUAUCAGAUGAUAUUGGCUUUGGUAACUCUGCAGAGUUUGAAAUGACCGAUACAACCGCUGAGAUGCGAACCCAGAUGGAUGCGGCGUGUCUGUCGCUAGAACCCUCAAUUUCCAUGACUCUCCAAUCCCCCAGAUUUCGUGGAUCGAUGUGCCCUGCAAUCCAGACGGACGUGCGAAGGUUCGGAAGUAACCUUGAUGCUAUUCAACAUCAAGGGCGGCUGUUCGAAGUUUCUCCUCAGAUAUCAUCACCAGAUACUGCUAGUACGGAUACUAGCAGCGAAACAUCUCCAAGCGAUUCGAGCUAUGGUCCUAGAGCCCCCCAAUCCGAUUAUACUUCUGCAACCAGCCCGAGAAGUAUAUUUCCGGGAGACGAACGGCUUGGGUUUGAGAAUGAAUUUUUCAGUAAAGCUCGGCAGCUAGUAAACCCAUCAGAAUCUAGUCACGAAAGGUACUUUGACCAAAGUUAUAGUCUGCAAUCAAAACAUCCAAAUGAUUUCAACUGGUUUGGCCUUGCAACUAUUCAGUUUGAGCUUGAUGAUUUGUGCAGAGAUCAGAAAAUGCAAGCUUCUUAUCAUCCUGAUUUCAAAGAAAACACUUUGGAGUCCGGGGAUAGGGGAGUUAUUGAUAAUCCUUUAACCGCAUACAUGGCACAAAGUGCCACAGCUAUUGAUCAAAGACUUCCAAACAACUUCCCCACCGGAGAUGCUGCCCAAUACCUGCAAUCAACAAUUCAAUGUGGACUUGACUGCUUGAAUAAUUUCAUACCCGGAGCGGAAAAGUUUGCGACGACCGGCGCUGCUACUUUUACUCCGACCAUGGACACUGAGAAUCAAUUCGCUCUCAACUUCUUUGGGACUUAUGAAGAAAAACAUGCAUCUCCGUGGUCUGCAGAAAACGUGCGAGGAUUUAAUAAGAAUUUUAAUUUCGCUACCAUACCCGAGACCCAAUUGCCAAUAGAAGAAGAACAAGCAAGAAUAUCCACAUACGACACUCCAUCCCCGAAGUCUGACACCAAGGUCAUAAGAUGUUCUUAUGCAGGCUGCAAUUAUGAGCCGGGCGGAGAAGACCAAUGGAAAUCAGGCAAUUUAAGACGACACGAGAAAGAAAAGCACAAGAUAACACUUAAGGAUCGGGUAGUUUGCAAAAUGAGAGACUGCAAAGCGACAUUUACAAGAACAGGAAACCGCGAUGCACACUUAGAGAAUAUGCAUGGUGCUGUAAUUGUUAGACAAAAGCGAAAUCGAAGAAAUUCGAUGGCGGAAAAUACCAAACAGCCAAGAGCCGGCAGGAGAAUUACAAAAGCACCACGAAAAAUCGGUGGAAUGACAAACAGACCUAAGCAGAAUCGAUCGCAAUCAGUUCCUGAAGUGUUGAGAAACACUGAAUUCUGA
Molecule: messenger RNA, 1998 nt
Organism: Botrytis porri
Lineage: Eukaryota; Fungi; Ascomycota; Leotiomycetes; Helotiales; Sclerotiniaceae
Exons: 2
Coding region: 1-1998 (665 amino acids)
Source: RefSeq, a predicted model, not a curated record